Molecule: messenger RNA, 957 nt
Organism: Penicillium arizonense
Lineage: Eukaryota; Fungi; Ascomycota; Eurotiomycetes; Eurotiales; Aspergillaceae
Product: RNA polymerase II mediator complex subunit MED27 domain-containing protein
Exons: 3
Coding region: 1-957 (318 amino acids)
Cellular component (GO): mediator complex
Source: RefSeq, a predicted model, not a curated record
AUGAAUACUACAGACCAAAAUUCCACCAAAGGGACAGUGGUCAGCAAUGAAAAUGGCGAAUCCUUACGCCUGGAUUCAGAACUCCAACUCGUGUCCUCACUAGCGAAGCUGCAAGAGCUAGAACGUAAGAUCCAUGAACUGCGGGAAUUUGUGCCACAGGGCCUCUUGGAACCCCUGGUGCCAAUCUCAAACCCAGAGAAAGUCACAGCCGACAACCCAGUCGCUGAGACACCACAGAUGUUCCGUGAGAAUUUGACUGAGGCUGCGCGUGCGCGCGUUGCUGAUGUUCAGAACUUUCAGUCGCUUUGGCGGGAUCCAACACUGAAGCCUGUGUGGGCACAUGUCGAAUCGCGCAUUAGUGAGUCGAAUGGUCAACUUCUGCAGCCGUCGGGGAAGUGGGAGAAGGACUAUGAUGUGCUUCUUGAGGAGUUAUCAAAGAAGGAGAAGACGAAAGAAGAUGAUCAGAAGCGAGAGGAGGAGGAUGCUGAGCGUGCUAAGGCCUUCUCUACCGAAGGAGAAUGGCAGGUUGUUUUGGAGCGGUUCGUUCAGAGGAAUGUGCCCGGGGUGCGGGUUAUCAAGGGCCAGGAUGAGACUUCUCUGGCUGUGGCACUCGUCCGGGCAGGUAUUGUCUUCCAGGUUCGGGGUGUGGCUGGGGCUGAUACUCCCAUUUCUGAGUGGGAGGUCUCGAGCAAGAUUGCGGGUCGGACGCCGACGAAAUUGGAGAUCGCCAUGUUGGACUGCUUGGGUUCGCGUCCACGCAAAUGGGAUCUUGCAUUCUUGCUAGAUAUGAUCUCUUCUUAUGCGGAUAUCAAGCAGACACCGUGUGUCAAGUGCAACCGCCUGACCAACAAUGGCGCUCAACUGCCAACUCUCCGCCGACCUCAGCCAUAUCAACAAUCAUCUGCUGAAGGACCACGCACAUAUACAUUCGACACAUUGCAUGCAGGUUGCAUUUAG